Molecule: messenger RNA, 2241 nt
Organism: Archocentrus centrarchus (flier cichlid)
Lineage: Eukaryota; Metazoa; Chordata; Actinopteri; Cichliformes; Cichlidae
Gene: cabp2a
Product: calcium binding protein 2a
Exons: 7
Coding region: 482-1201 (239 amino acids)
Cellular component (GO): cytoplasm
Molecular function (GO): calcium ion binding; calcium channel regulator activity
Source: RefSeq, a predicted model, not a curated record
CGCAAUCAGAGCCAGAGUCUGGCAGCAGCAGGUUGUUUCAGCCCAGAUAUGACCCAACUCUCCCACCCCAACCUGUCAAUCUCCAUCACCCUGCCGCAAUUCCAUAAUAUCACAGUCAACAUUUCAAAUCUCAUCAUGGCAGCCUCCAACAACCCAGAGGAGUUUAGGAUUUAAUGUGGCAUCAUAUAGAUACCUUACGUCUCACUGGACCAAUGUGAUCUGGGAUUGGAGCACAUGCUCUGAAAGGAGUCGCUCUUUAUAGUAGAGGUGCAAGUGGAAACAUUUGCCUUCCUCCUUCCUGGGCGUUAAAGGGCGUUGCCUCCUGGGAUGCAUUGGAUCUAUUAUGGAUUUUGGUCUUUCAUGUGACAUUUGAACAGAGAAGGGGGAGAAAGAGGAAAAGAGGAGGAGAAACUUUGGAGAAGUCUGAGGACCAACAAGGAGGGAAGGGAGGGGGGGAAGACAGGAAGAAGAGGGCAGGGUGAUGGGAAACAUCAAUCAGGCUUCUAAAAAGAACAGUAAAAAGAAGAAGGUAAUGUCACCCAUAGAACAAAGUGGUGCCCCAUUGGCUGCCGCCAUGCUGGGGGGACUGGGUGGUGCAGGGGAGAUGGACACAGAGGAUGAGGAGGAAGGAGGGAACGAGCGCGAGUUUGAUGAACCCCUGUGCGCGCUCGUUAAGAACUGCAACAUGCUGCACAACAUAGUCGGGCCUGCGUGUAUCUUCCUCAGACAGGGCUUCGCCCAAAGCCAGCUUGACAGAGAUCUACGACCAGAAGAGAUGGAAGAGCUGCGUGAGGCCUUCAGAGAAUUUGACAAAGAUAAGGACGGCUUCAUCAGCUGUAAAGACCUGGGCGAGUGCAUGAGGACUAUGGGAUACAUGCCAACAGAGAUGGAACUCAUCGAACUCAGCCAGCAAAUCUGUGGCGGCAGAGUGGAUUUUGAAGAUUUCGUUGAACUGAUGGGCCCCAAAAUGCUCGCUGAGACUGCAGACAUGAUUGGAGUCAAAGAGUUAAGGGACGCUUUCAAAGAGUUUGACUCUGAUGGCGAUGGUCAGAUUAGCCUUGGAGAGCUGAGGGAAGCUAUGAAGAAGCUAAUGGGGGAGCAGCUCAACCACCGUGAGAUUGAUGAGAUCCUACGAGACGUAGACCUCAAUGGGGACGGACAGGUGGACUUUGAAGAGUUUGUGAGAAUGAUGUCUCGUUGAACCUUCAGUAAACCUCACUCUGCUGCACUAAAUACAACACUGACAAGACUGUGGACUGUUACUGUUCUGUUCUGAUGCACAAAGACUUCUCGGUGUUUGCGAUAUUUUUUCAGUUACCUAAAACCUCUGGACCAUAAAAUAAUCCCUUAAAUGUGUUACUGGUGUAUGAAUUUGAUAUCUAUUAUGUGUGUAAUGAGAAAUCUUGAGCGGUGUUUCAGCAAGGAGAGACCAAAGCUGUGGUGUUUUUAAGUUAAUACAUAUUUAUAUGCAUUUGCAGAAGAAUUGCAUUUAAAAAGCAUUUAAAAGCCUGAUAAAAUAAGAUCAAAUCUGCACUGACUAGAUACUGUGAAAUUUCAAAUAUAAUAUGUAUUAUUUUUUGUUUCUUUGUUGUAUUCAUAAUGGGGUGAAUCAACAAUUUAAACAUGCAGUUUUGUAUGUUAUCUUAAUUGAAUCUGAAAGUUAAUGAAAAAUAAAUGUACGGUGGCCCUGAGAGGUCAAACUGAAAAAGAACAUGAAACACAGCAGAAUACAACACAACAGGAAUAGAAACAAGUUGCAGUGCGUUUGACCUCUCAGGGCCACCAUAUAAAUAUGAAUAUAAAGGUUUAUUUUCAGAAUUUCAGGAGUUUAAUUCCACAUCUAAAUAUUCAGCUUAAACUUGAAAGCAUUCUCUGAAUAUUUGAGUACACAUAGAAAUCAUGAAUGCUUUGUUAUGAGUGACAUAGAUAUUCAUUUUACAAAGUAACAUAAUUUUUAAUAUCUUUUUGAUACCUAUUUGAUAACACCAACUGGUGAUUUGUGUGUACUCAGUAAACAUCAGUUUCAUAUCCUUUUACCGUUUUCCCUAUUUGUAAAGUUUAUCUGACUACCUGUUUCAUAGCACAUGUUUAUUGUAUGCAAGCAUCUGCAGUACGCAUGUAUACCUCUUUAAUGUUUAAUUUGUACAGUGUUUAAUGGGUCAGAAAAUGCAUUGUAAAUAACAAAAACAAGUGAAAAUAAAUUAGUUUUUUUGGUCAGAUAACUCAUGACCAUAUCCUGAU